This is a messenger RNA of Chiroxiphia lanceolata (lance-tailed manakin), 1459 nucleotides long. RefSeq names its product wiskott-Aldrich syndrome protein homolog 1-like. The coding region runs from base 1 to 681 and encodes 226 amino acids. The record is from RefSeq and is a predicted model, not a curated record. The transcript has 4 exons. Lineage: Eukaryota; Metazoa; Chordata; Aves; Passeriformes; Pipridae.
AUGGCUGCUAAAGCCAGCAGAACAAAGAAACUUCGGCGGGGUGGAGAGGGGGUCAUCAGAACCCCUCGCUGCGGGGUUUCAGACUCGACUCCCUCCGCCACGCGGCUCCCGCGCCCGUUUGCUUCCUCCCCUCCUCCUCCUCCUCCUCCUCCCACGCGGCUGCUGAGGGGGGGGCUGCAGGCGGCUCCCGUGGGGCGCCCCCCUGGCCGCCCGGACAGGCGCUGCCCGCGAGCCGUCACCCACGGCGGGACGGGCCCGGCCGCGGAGUUCGAAAAUCCCCCGGGGAAAGACGAGGAGCUGGGGGGGGGGGGGGCGGAAAGCCCAAACCUCGCUCCUUCCCCUGUCCUAGCCGCUUGCUGGGGCCCGUCCCCCCCUCGGCGGGUGUUGCUGCUGGACGCGGCUCGGCUGGCCUCGCUCCCGGCCCCAUUCCCGGCCCUGCUCCCCCGCUCCCGGCCCCUCCCGCUGCCCGCGCGGCUGGCGGGCUCAUGGUGCCCCCUCGCGGCCGCCGGGCCCGCCGGCAGCGGCUCCUCCGCCCAAGAGUGCCGGGACAGAUCCCACGUUCCUGCCUCUUCCCCUCCUCCCGUUCUGCCGGGGGGGCGACGGCUCCGGACCCGGCGACAGGCCCUGCCCCGCAUCCGGGGAGCCUCCGGGGCGCGGGAAUGCCGCGGACGGGCGGGAUAACGUGCAUCCCUUCCCAUAACCUCCUCCUGGGCCGGUCGGAGUUGCCUGCGCACUGACCCUCCCACACAUCUCUACCAGAGAAACAUCACCUCGCAGCAGAUCCUGCCCGCCAGCCAAUCGAGAGUACAGUUUACGAUGACAGUCAUGCACGGAUCAAUGUGUCAUCGCCAUUGGGAGGAAUACUUUGAUAAACUGACUCUGAUCAAAUACACGGCCGAUAAGCGCUCUGGCAUCACGCUUUGCUAACCCUCUCCUGCAAUCGCUGCACAGGGUUUAAAGGUUCUUCAUUGAGUAGUUACACAGUAACACAAGCCACUAGCACUGUGUGGUGAAAUGAGACCGAAAUGACGGCGUACAGGGACGCAUAUCCAUACUGUGGGGGGCCCGGCCGUGCUACAGCCAGUCACAGCCCUUGGCUACGGGAAGGUCGCUAUCUCCCAGCAGCCAUUCCAGCAGGAUCAGCACACCAGCAGGGAUCUCCCCCCACCGCUGGAGCAGCUCACACAGUAUGCCAAAUGCUAAAUCUAAGGCCAUUGGAGCAUUCACUAUCCUAAGUGCAAACUCUGUUGAGAGAAAAUAUGUGUAAGAAUACAGAGCAAGACCACAAACAUUUUCAAAUAAAAUCAGCACAAAAAUGAUUUCUGGAAAACAGAUGCUGAAUUUAUGCAAACACAUGUAGAAUGACGAAUUAUACAGCAAAUAAGUUAGAUGAAUGUUUACUUCUAUGCCACUUGGGGCCUUUCCUCAAUUCCAAAAUAAUACAUGAAGCAACUGAAAA